AUGCCGACCUACUUCGUCUACGAGAAGGACCUCGUCGACCCGACGCCUCAGAUCCCGUCCCUCGAGGGAAAGGUCGUCUUCGUCACAGGUGACAUGCGAAUGAGAAUAGGUGGAUGGGAAGACCAUGAACACGUCCGGACAUCAAGUCAACCAAGGACGCCGGUCCCUCGGUUCAUCGACGAGGAGCAAACCAAUACAUCCGCGAUCACGACACUUGCAUAG
This is a messenger RNA of Colletotrichum higginsianum IMI 349063, 222 nucleotides long. Its product is annotated as short-chain dehydrogenase/reductase family Oxidoreductase. The coding region runs from base 1 to 222 and encodes 73 amino acids. The transcript has 2 exons. NCBI's taxonomy places the organism in Eukaryota, Fungi, Ascomycota, Sordariomycetes, Glomerellales, Glomerellaceae. The record is from RefSeq and is a predicted model, not a curated record.